CUUCUUAGAUCUGAUGUUUCAGCCAACUGACGUCUGUUUCAUUAUGCGGUACAGCUUUAGGAUCAGCGAUUGUUAUUGAAUUCUUCAUGGUGUUUUCUCUUGGCUUGCUACUUCUAUUUUUCAUAUGCAAAUGUGCAUUUGUUCUUAUACAAGAAAAGAGGAAGCAUGACGUUCAGCAUAUUGAGCUCUCUGAGCUUCAAGGUUCUCAUAAACGAAAUUCAAAUACAGAUUGUUCUGAGGAUGUGACUGACUUCACUGGAUGCUGUUCAAGCCCCUUCUUUCUCAGUUGUCAGCCUUCAAACUUUCGUCAAGGGUCAAGCCAUCAACUUGGAAAUGUAGAAACUGACAAGGAUACACAUAAUGUCCCUCAAUCUUCAAGUGAUAACCAUCAGGAGACUCCCCUACCUGGCCCCAUGUCUGUUGCUUCUGGGAAGGCUCAAACUGAAGUCGUAUAGGUACAGACAAUAGCUUGACAAAUAUUCACUUGAUGAUUCUUAGGCUUUUGUGUGUAGAGACAGCAAAUGGAAUUGACUAAUUGUUCUGUCCAAUGGGUAUGCUGUGGUUGUACCCUAAUGCUUAAACAAGAACGCUGAUUUUUCAUUUUGGUUCCUAUUGUACUAAGGAUCCAAAAGAAAAAAGGAAGGAAAAGGAAC
Molecule: messenger RNA, 653 nt
Organism: Ilex paraguariensis (yerba mate)
Lineage: Eukaryota; Viridiplantae; Streptophyta; Magnoliopsida; Aquifoliales; Aquifoliaceae
Source: the annotation of a GenBank genome assembly